AGCAGCAGCAGCAGCAGCCGCCCGCCCCGCGCAGCCCAUGUGCUCGGCGCGGCUGUCGGCUGCUGCCGCCGCCGCCUCCCGCGCGCCCUGAGCCUCGCCGGCGAGCGGCGGCCAAGAUGUCGAGCGCGGCGCCGCACGACCCCUUCUAUUCUUCGCCCUUCGGCCCCUUCUACCGGAGGCACACGCCGUACAUGGUGCAGCCCGAGUACCGGAUCUACGAGAUGAACAAGAGGCUGCAGACUCGCACCGAGGACAGUGACAACCUCUGGUGGGAUGCCUUUGCAACGGAGUUUUUUGAAGAUGAUGCAACCUUAACUCUUUCAUUUUGUUUGGAAGAUGGACCAAAGCGAUACACCAUUGGAAGGACCCUCAUCCCUCGUUAUUUUAGCACUGUCUUUGAAGGAGGUGUGACAGACCUGUAUUACAUCCUAAAGCACUCAAAAGAAUCAUACCACAACUCCUCCAUCACAGUGGACUGUGAUCAAUGCACCAUGGUCACUCAACAUGGAAAACCAAUGUUUACAAAGGUGUGCACAGAAGGACGUCUUAUCUUGGAAUUUACAUUUGAUGACCUUAUGAGAAUAAAAACCUGGCACUUUACAAUUAGACAAUACAGAGAGUUAGUCCCUCGCAGUAUUUUAGCCAUGCAUGCACAAGACCCUCAGGUGCUGGAACAGCUGUCCAAAAACAUCACCCGCAUGGGUCUCACUAACUUCACCCUCAACUACCUCAGGUUGUGUGUAAUAUUGGAGCCAAUGCAAGAAUUGAUGUCAAGGCAUAAAACCUAUAAUUUAAGUCCUCGAGAUUGCCUGAAAACAUGCUUGUUUCAGAAAUGGCAGAGGAUGGUGGCACCUCCAGCAGAGCCUACAAGGCAGCCAGCAACCAAACGGAGGAAAAGGAAAAACUCCACCAGCAGCACGUCCAACAGCAGCGCCGGGAACAAUGCCAACAGCACCAACAGCAAGAAAAAGGCGGCGGCGGCAGCUGCAAACCUGAGUCUUUCAAGUCAGGUACCUGAUGUGAUGGUAGUCGGGGAGCCAACGCUAAUGGGGGGAGAAUUUGGCGACGAAGACGAGCGACUCAUCACAAGGCUAGAGAACACGCAGUAUGAUGCAGCAAAUGGCAUGGACGAUGACGAAGAUUUCAACAAUUCACCUGCGUUGGGGAACAACAGUCCGUGGAGCAGUAAACCUCCUGCAAACCAAGAAACCAAGCCUGAGAACCCAACACCUCAGGCUUCCCAAUAAGUUUCCUGAAGCAAGUCACCAUUACUAUAUCGCAGCAUCCUUUAUGACGACAAUAACUCCCAGUUUUCAACAGAUAUAGAACCUAUUUCUAAAUGUGUACAGCUCUCUCUCUUUUUUUAAGUUAGGAAAAUAAUUUAUAAGCUUCCAGAUAGGUACCUUGGAAGCUCUUGCACAUGACAUGAUACUGACACUGACCUCAGUGAAAAGAACCGAAUAUGUAAGUAGCACAUCAUGAACAUUGAUUAAGACUCACAUUUCAGUGGAAGAUUCUUCCCUUCUAUGACCCCCCCCCCACUUUAUUCUUUAAAGGCCAUAUCUAACAGAAGACCAUUAGUGAUCAGGAUCUAUUGGCCGUUUUAAAAACAUGGUGAACAAAAGACAUCCUCUUUUCCAACUUGCUCCUGAGGAGGGGUGUGUGUGUGUGUGUGUACCUUGGAUCUCAAACGCCUUGGCUCUCAAUCAAAUCGGCUCCCGAACAAUCGAAACCCGGAAGUGAGUGUUCCGGUUUUCAAACGAUUUUUGGAAGCCAAACGUCCGACGCUUCUGCAGCCAAUCAGAAACUGCACCUUGAGUCGAAUGUACCUCCCGGAAUGCAUUCUGUUUGAGAACCAAGAUAGGACUUGUGUGUCACACACAAGAUAGGACACACACACACACACAGUUUCCUUCCCAGGUUAGCCAUUUUAAAGGGAGGAAACAAGAUAGGAUGGAAUUUCGUUAAGAAGAAAAGCUGUGCCCUAAUAGGUUUCGUGUUUAAGACCAUGAGAACAGUGUCCAUGAGACCAUGUCCGUGAGAACAGUGAUUCUGCCUCUUAAAAAUACGUCCCAUAAAAUGUACAAAUAUGAGCUUCCUGGAGUAUCAGUGUUACAAAUCCAAUCGCCCCCACAUUGCUUGUUACAAAGUAAAAUUCGUGAAAUUAAAAAUGAUAAGGCCAGCAAUGUUGACUGAUCAGAAGGAAAUUGAAAUCUGAUCCAGACUUGGUUCUGAUCCAAAGAAAAUUGAAAUCCCACAGAGGAGCUGUUCGGCAAACAGCUUCCUUUAGACAAAGAUAACGGGUGAGAUUUCAGAUUUCUGUCGUGGGCUACGUGCAUGAAAAUCUGGCUGCUAGAUGGUAAAGAGGAGGCAGCUAAGGAUAUAAUGGAGUAUUGCUCUUACCCAGAUUGGGGCCUGUGCUACUUUAGUGGUCCCUGGAGAAUUAACUUCUUAAUCGUUUCCUGGCACAAAUUGAGGCUCUCUCUGCCCUUGUUUCUUCCCCUCGUUUGUGCUGCCCUCCAUUUUUUAUUCUAGCAAUUUUAAAAGCCCACUGCUUUACAUUUGCAACUGAUAACAAAAGCACCAAGACAGCUAAAAAUGUAGUUUUGUUUCAUCAAAGACCGGGGUGGGGUGGGGGAAUUGUGUGGAGAAAGACACCCAUCCUAUAUGAGAGUUUAUGCUUUGUAAAAUUGCUGUGGAACUGAAUUUCGAAAGCCAUGUAAUCCAUUAAUUUUGUGAGCAGUUUAAACAAAGACUAUUUUUUGUGUUUUUAUUAUAUCUUAAGUUUAUUUUGUUGUUCUUUCAUGCGAUACUUCUUGUAUAAUACUUUUGUAAAGCCCUCCAAACUAAUUUUUGAUUCCAGUAUAUUUAUGUGAAACUUUAUAAAAUAAACUAAUUUUUUUUCAUUUACAUAUUAAUAUGUUCAAUUCAUCAUGUAAAAAAAAAAAAUACAGCGAGUCAGUGUGUUAUAUGAUACAACUGUAUUUUAUGUAUGCUUUGCCAAUAUGUGUGCCAAUAAACUGUGUUAACAGAA
Messenger RNA from Podarcis muralis (Common wall lizard), 3034 nucleotides. It is a transcript of the gene LDB2, whose product is annotated as LIM domain binding 2. NCBI's taxonomy places the organism in Eukaryota, Metazoa, Chordata, Lepidosauria, Squamata, Lacertidae. The record is from RefSeq and is a predicted model, not a curated record.